UAGUCAAUAUAACACUCGUUACUAUUAGAGUUCAAUGGAUGUUGUCAAGAAAAAUACAGCAAGCGCCAUCUGUUCCUUGGCGGUUCUCGCGAACUUAAAGAUGGCGAGUGUUGGGGGUUCGUCGAUUUUCUUGUCGGAUUUGCGCGAGAGUCUUCAUUUCCAACUACCCACCAGACAAGAUGCGCUGGGACUCAGUUGUUUGAACUACAGUAUUUCUGCUUGACGGGGUGGUACUCUAAUCGUGCGCCAGUUAAGAGAAAAGAGCGCUUAGGAGAUUACUUCCUUUUCUGGGAGAUGUCCAUAGAAGUGUUCAGGUCCUACAACUGGUUCUCAUUCUACGACAAGGAAAAAGGCUUCUGCUGCCGAUUCCAGAGUAAAGUGUACAUUGAUCACGGGCAGAGAAUAGGAAUGAGUCCUCGGGAAUACUUCGAACAUAUUUUGGACUUCUCAAGCGCAAAUAAGUCCCUCAACUUCAUUAUGGGCCAAUAUGACGACUCAGUUUGUGCGAAUGUGAUUUCAAGAAUGGGCUUUGGAACUGGACGCUUGAGGUCAGUCGGGGUCAGACCAGGCGCAGAUUUCUUGUAUCCCGACAAUCAUGAACUCUCAAUUUCGUUUUUUCCAUACCAUGGAAUCAGAGAAAUGCUCACGUUUGAUUGGUUCAAGAAGCAAACAGUAUGCGUAGAACAGCCAUGGAUCUGCAGACGAGAUUUGGAGGCUUUGGAUGAGAGUUCAAGCCGACGCAAUCUCAUUUUUGACUCGGAAAGGAGCAGCUUCAAAAAAUCUGAUAGAAAUUCAAAUCGUUUGGCAGGUAACUGCAAAACUGGGCUCUUAUGCUUGAAUAUAAUUUAUUACAUGGAGAGACACCAUGCAGGCGGUUAA
Molecule: messenger RNA, 879 nt
Organism: Symsagittifera roscoffensis
Lineage: Eukaryota; Metazoa; Xenacoelomorpha; Acoela; Convolutidae
Source: RefSeq, a predicted model, not a curated record